Messenger RNA from Aspergillus chevalieri, 885 nucleotides. RefSeq names its product 3-hydroxyacyl-CoA dehydrogenase family protein. The transcript has 3 exons. Lineage: Eukaryota; Fungi; Ascomycota; Eurotiomycetes; Eurotiales; Aspergillaceae. Gene Ontology annotation, biological process: fatty acid metabolic process. Gene Ontology annotation, molecular function: oxidoreductase activity, acting on the CH-OH group of donors, NAD or NADP as acceptor; NAD+ binding. The record is from RefSeq and is a predicted model, not a curated record. The coding region runs from base 1 to 885 and encodes 294 amino acids.
AUGUCCACCUGGAACGCUGAAGACUAUCGCAACCGCCCCGUCACCAUCCUGGGCGGUGGCGUCCUCGGCCGUCGCAUAGCCUGCGUCUGGUCCUCGGCUGGCUACGCCACCCGCAUCUUCGACCCCAGCCCCGACCAGCGACAAGCAGCAAUAAUGUACAUCACCGAAAACGCGUCCACCUACGCCCAACGCACCUACGCCCAACCAAGCAAUGAUAUCCAGGCAUUCGACAACCUGGGCGAUGCAGUCUCAACAGCCUGGCUAGUCAUCGAAGCCGUUCCUGAGAAACUAGCUCUCAAGAUCGACACCUUCGCCGAACUAGCAACCCUCGCCCCGAAAGACUGCAUCCUAGCAUCAAACUCCUCCUCCUACAAAACAUCCGAAAUGCUUGACAAAAUCCCCGCAGAGGCAGAAGCUAGAUCCCGAAUCCUAAACACGCACUACUACAUGCCCCCCGGGAACAUGAUUGUCGAGCUCAUGACGGAUGGCCACACGAGUGCGUCUAUCUUCCCGUUCCUUGUUGAGCGGAGCAAAGAGGCUGCGUUGGUCCCGUAUGUUGCGAGGAAGGAGUCGACGGGAUUUAUUUUUAAUAGGCUCUGGGCUGCUGUGAAGAGAGAGGCGUUGAUGAUUUUGGCGGAGGGGGUUUCGGAGCCGAGCGAGAUUGAUGAUAUGUGGAAGAGGAUGUUUGUGGAGGGGGGUGCUGUGCCUUGUGCGAUGAUGGAUAAUGUCGGUCUUGAUACGGUUGCGUUUAUCGAGGAGCAUUAUGUCAAGGAGCGGGGCCUUUCUGGGGAGAAGACUGUUGGUUUUCUGAGGGAGAAUUACCUGGAGAAGGGGCGGUUUGGGUCGAAGUGUGAGAAGGGAGGUUUGUAUCCUCCUAAACAGUAA